ACGUUAAGAACGGUGACUCUAACAGUGACGAGUGAAUCUAGUGGUGACCCUUGUUUGAGAAACGAUUAAAAUUACGGCUGUCUGCUGUUAUAAGUGCAUCUUCGUUCGUCUUGCUAAAUUUCUCAGUUUCUAUCGAUAAUGGAUGUUGACUUGUUGAUAAGUGAAAUAUUCGUCAGGCCCCCACUAUGGGAUCAAAACAACAAGAAUCACCACAACAGGUUCAUUUCAGACAAACUGUGGGGACAGGUGGCGCAUAAAUUACAUACUAAACCGAUCACAGUGCAAAGGAAAUGGAAAAUUUUACGCGAAAAAUUCAGAGCUUCAUUCGCUUCCGUUCCUAAAUCAAAAUCCGGAGAUGUUCAGUUAAGGGACUACAAAGGUGAAUGGAAAUACUUCAAAAGUUUGUUUUUUUUGAAGUACCAAUUCGCCCUCCUCGAGGAAGAUAUUGACGAUAUAUCGAUCAAGAAAGAACGAACUGGAUCACCACACAAUGUUUCUAGCACCAGAUCUCCUUCCGGACCGUCAAAUGCCACUGAACAGAAACCAGAAGGAUCAAGCAGUUCACGAAAAAGAAGUGUACACACAGAUGACACACUGGAUAUCUUACACCAAAAGAGACCCAAAAUUGAUGAUGAUGAUAAUGAGGAUUUGAAUUUUUUCAAAAGUUUACUACCUCAUCUGAAGUCAUUAUCAUCGCAUGAUAAAUUGGAGUAUCGAAUUAAACUAUUGAGAGUAACUCAAGAAUUUUCCAAGAAUGUUUGAAUAUUCCAGAGAUCGUACUGAUGUCAUGAAGAGUGUUAGUGACCCACGUUUUUAUUUAUGCUUUUUCUACAAAUACAUCGUUAUGUAAUUCAUUCAACUAUAAAUGUACAAUAAUUUCGAGUGAAUAAAUUUUGUAAUAUAUGUAAUAUAUCGUUAUGUAAUUCAUUCAACUAUAAAUGUACAAUAAUUUCGAGUGAAUAAAUUUUGUGAUAUAAUACUUA
Molecule: messenger RNA, 983 nt
Organism: Coccinella septempunctata (seven-spotted ladybird)
Lineage: Eukaryota; Metazoa; Arthropoda; Insecta; Coleoptera; Coccinellidae
Exons: 2
Coding region: 139-762 (207 amino acids)
Biological process (GO): regulation of transcription by RNA polymerase II
Cellular component (GO): transcription regulator complex; nucleus
Molecular function (GO): DNA binding
Source: RefSeq, a predicted model, not a curated record